Molecule: messenger RNA, 1346 nt
Organism: Arvicanthis niloticus (Nile rat)
Lineage: Eukaryota; Metazoa; Chordata; Mammalia; Rodentia; Muridae
Gene: Ntmt2
Product: N-terminal Xaa-Pro-Lys N-methyltransferase 2
Biological process (GO): N-terminal protein amino acid methylation
Cellular component (GO): cytoplasm
Molecular function (GO): N-terminal protein N-methyltransferase activity
Source: RefSeq, a predicted model, not a curated record
UCCCCAUGUCGGCUACCCCCUCCCCCUACAACUCAUGACUGCCUGUCCUGAUAUAGAUGGGACCUGGGACUGGUUUAAAAUGACAGGCUCAAGUUCUUUGAGGAAGAGAAGACUAAUUCAAAGGAGCAGCCAGACAAGCUUUCCUUCUCUGCAGGCAUAAUCACUGUCCCCCGUCACCAUGGCCCACCUGGGAGCCCAUUUUGCCUUUAGAUCUCGCUGGCAGAAGACUGACGAUGAACUCUGUCGUCAUAGCAUGUCCUUUAUCCUCCACAAAGCCAUUCGCAAUGACUUCUUUCAGAGCUACCUCUACCUGCUGGAAAAAAUUCCCCUGGUAAAAUUGUAUGCUUUAACAAGCCAAGUCAUUGAUGGUGAGAUGCAGUUCUAUGCCAGAGCCAAACUUUUCUACCAAGAAGUACCAGCCACAGAAGAAGGCAUGAUGGGAAAUUUUAUUGAACUAUCCAACCCAGAUAUCCUGGCCUCUCGUGAAUUUCUUAGGAAAUUUGUUGGGGGGCCAGGGAGAGCGGGAACUGGCUGCGCCUUGGACUGCGGUUCUGGAAUAGGAAGGGUCAGCAAGCACGUCUUGUUGCCUGUUUUCAGCAGUGUUGAACUGGUGGACAUGAUGGAAUCCUUCCUCCUUGAAGCCCAGAGCUACUUGCAAGUUAAUGAAGACAAAGUUGAAAGUUACCACUGCUACAGCCUGCAGGAGUUCACGCCCCACUUAGGGAGAUAUGAUGUCAUCUGGAUUCAAUGGGUCUCAGGGUACCUGACUGAUAAGGACCUUCUUGCAUUUCUUUCCCGGUGUCGAGAUGGCCUGAAAGAAAACGGUAUUAUCAUACUGAAGGACAAUGUAGCACGGGAGGGCUGUAUCUUCGACCUGUCUGACAGCAGUGUGACUCGGGACAUGGAUAUCCUUCGAAGUCUUAUUAGGAAGAGUGGGCUGGUGGUUCUGGGCCAGGAGAAGCAAGAGGGCUUCCCAGAGCAGUGUGUUCCGGUGUGGAUGUUUGCCCUGCACAGUGACAGACACUCUUGAUCAGCACUGGAAGUGAGCCAGUAGACUGGAAGAUGGUGCUUCAGAACUGGGUGUACCUCCCUCCCAGGUGCCCUGUGUGAUACAGACAGAUAUGGAAAGAAGGGAUACAAUGCAUGUCUAGAAUGAUUGAUAAUGUAGUAUGUACAAGCUGUUGUUACCAUAAUGCACACACUGUGAUGUGUGCACACUUAGACGUAUGCUUCCUGUAACGAGAGAGUCACAGAUGCUGUGGAUUUUCCGAGAGAUGGAGUAAGACAACCGAGCAGUGCUUUAAUAAGGUCCUUGUUAACACCUUCACUGCACAAGUAUGUAUAUG